This is a messenger RNA of Megalops cyprinoides (Indo-Pacific tarpon), 2034 nucleotides long. It is a transcript of the gene pou6f2, whose product is annotated as POU class 6 homeobox 2. The transcript is spliced from 9 exons. The coding region runs from base 4 to 2034 and encodes 676 amino acids. The record is from RefSeq and is a predicted model, not a curated record. Gene Ontology annotation, biological process: regulation of transcription by RNA polymerase II. Gene Ontology annotation, molecular function: RNA polymerase II cis-regulatory region sequence-specific DNA binding; DNA-binding transcription factor activity, RNA polymerase II-specific. NCBI's taxonomy places the organism in Eukaryota, Metazoa, Chordata, Actinopteri, Elopiformes, Megalopidae.
CCAAUGAUUACAGGGCAGCUCAGCAAGCCCAUGCUCUCGCUGCGCGGUGACACGAGCGCGACCGAGCUGCGGGGCGACGACAAGGCGGCCACUCCAGACAUCGAGCUCAACGAGCCCCUGCUCCUGUCUACCGAGGCCACCGAUGGAGAGGAUGCUCCCGGCAAGCUCUUCGGAGCUCGAGGAGGAUUGUCUCAGUCUGAUGCCAGCAGCAGUCCCUCAGAUCAGAGUCACCUCAGUCAGUCUCACCACACCUACCCGGUCGGGCCACAGUCCCUAUUGGCAGCACAGCAGCUGGCAUCUGCGGUAGCAGGAGUGAUGCCUGGGGGUACUCCAGGCCUCAACCAACCCAUUCUCAUCCCCUUCAACAUGGCCGGCCAGCUGGGUGGGCAGCAGGGCCUGGUGCUCACACUCCCCACCGCCAACCUCACCAACAUCCAGGGCCUGGUGGCAGCAGCAGCGGCCGGUGGCAUCAUGACCCUACCAUUACAGAACCUGCAAGCUACCUCAUCCCUGAACUCACAGCUCCAGCACCUGCAGCAGCUACAGCAACUGCAACACCAGCAACAGCAACAGCACCAACAGCAGCAGCAGCAACAGCAGCAUCCAGGGCACUCUCACUCCCAUAAUCAGCUGGCAUCCCAGCAACAGCAGGCUCUAUCCAGCCAGCAGCACUCCUCUUCAUCCUCUACUUCUUCCUCCACUUCCUCCUCUUCCUCGUCCUCCUCCCACGGCCCCGCACAGCCUCUGCAGUCACUGCCAGGAGCCACCUCACCCACCCACAAGCAGAACCACUCACCAGCUCACAGCCUGCCCAGCCCAGUCACGUCUCCAAAUCCUCUCCAGUUGAACCCCCUCGCCAGCCAGGCGGCAGCAGCGGCGGCGGCAGCAGCCAUGAGCUCCAUCGCCGGCUCCCCGGCCUUCGGCAACGCCCUGUCGGGCCUCCAGGGAGCCACUGGGCAGCUGGUCACCAAUGCACAGGGACAGAUCAUUGGAACCAUCCCAUUGAUGUCAAACUCUGCUGGGUCCUCCAGCCAAUCGCCGGGCGGGACUCCCGGACUGCAGGUCCAGCCAAUCAUGCCACAGCUCCUGACCAAUGCCCAGGGCCAGAUCAUUGCCACUGUCAUUGGCAACCAGAUCCUGCCUGUAAUCAACACCCAGGGAAUCACGCUGUCUCCCAUCAAGCCUGGACAGCAGCUGCCACAGGCCCCACAGGGACCGGGUGGCCCGGCAUCCUCCCAGGCCAGCCUCCUCCACCUGCCGCACAGCCAGGCCUCUCUGUCCCAGAGUCCCAUGCGCCAGGCAUCUUCCUCCUCCUCCAGCUCCUCUUCCUCCUCCCUUAGUGUGGGGCAGCUGGUCAGCAAUCCGCAGACAGCUCCUAGUGAGGUGGACGGAGUCAAUCUGGAGGAGAUCCGUGAAUUUGCCAAAGCUUUCAAGAUCCGUCGCCUGUCCCUGGGGCUGACGCAAACUCAGGUGGGCCAAGCCCUCAGCGCCACAGAGGGCCCCGCCUACAGCCAGUCUGCCAUCUGCAGACACACCAUCCUGAGAAGCCACUUUUUCCUACCACAGGAAGCCCAGGAGAACACUAUAGCUAGCAGUCUGACAGCCAAACUGAACCCUGGCCUUUUAUAUCCUGCCAGGUUCGAGAAGUUGGACAUCACCCCAAAAAGCGCCCAGAAGAUUAAGCCUGUUCUGGAGCGAUGGAUGGCGGAGGCCGAGGCCCGCCACCGCUCUGGAAUGCAGAACCUGACUGAGUUUAUCGGCAGCGAGCCCUCUAAAAAGCGCAAGAGGAGGACCUCUUUCACACCUCAAGCGCUGGAGAUUCUCAACAGCCACUUUGAGAAGAACACACAUCCCUCCGGGCAGGAGAUGACGGAAAUUGCUGAGAAACUGAGCUACGACCGGGAAGUGGUCCGUGUCUGGUUUUGCAACAAGAGGCAAGCCCUGAAAAACACGAUAAAGCGACUGAAACAACCAGAGCUUGUCUCAGCUGCCCCAAUGGACCCGCUUACUGACUCAAUGGAGGAGCACCCAUAA